This is a messenger RNA of Aspergillus glaucus CBS 516.65, 657 nucleotides long. RefSeq names its product GroES family chaperonin. The record is from RefSeq and is a predicted model, not a curated record. The transcript is spliced from 4 exons. Bases 106 to 420 code for a protein of 104 amino acids. Gene Ontology annotation, cellular component: mitochondrial matrix. Gene Ontology annotation, molecular function: protein-folding chaperone binding; ATP binding; metal ion binding. NCBI's taxonomy places the organism in Eukaryota, Fungi, Ascomycota, Eurotiomycetes, Eurotiales, Aspergillaceae.
CCCCCGGACACUCUUCUCCUCCUCCACGCCUCUCAGUCUUCCACUCCGUCUCGUCUUUGUUGAAUUUACUGUUCCUACCCAGUUCGCUGCACUUAUUCCGUCAAAAUGUCUAUCCUCCGUAACGUCAAGACCCUUGCCCCUCUCUUCGACCGUGUCCUGGUCCAGCGCGUCAAGCCCGAGACCAAGACCGCCUCGGGUAUCUUCCUCCCCGAGAGCAGCGUCAAGGAGCAGAACGUUGCCAAGGUCCUUGCUGUUGGCCCCGGUGCCUUUGACAUCAACGGCAAGAAGAUCCCCGUCAGCGUUGCUCCUGGUGACCACGUCUUGACUCCUCAGUUCGGUGGUAGCCCCCUCAAGGUUGGCGAUGAGGACUACACCCUCUACCGGGACUCUGAGAUUCUUGCCAAGAUCAACGGCGAGUAAAUUCUUUACGAAAUGCAAUGACGUUCUGUCGCUUUCGGUUUGUUGCCUUUCCUAGCUCGACCCGGGCUGAAAUAUCGCCCGAGUGAGACGAGAAAAGGCGUGUAUUAUACGAUACAGUUAUGAGUUUCGAACGGUGCACCUCAUGAAAAACAACCAAAAAAAAAAAAAAAAAAAUUCUAUACACCCCGGCGGAUGGUUCGGAAUUGGUCCAUGAGUACGGAGUAUUCGUGGACCUAU